GAGAGAGAGAGAGAGAGACUGCAGCGGUGGUGAAGGGCUGUAUGUAUGACUCUGAGGAAGGUCCACCAUCAUCCGCCCGUUUGGGAGCGCAGGGAAUUCUGUGUUUUCCCGGGAAUGUCGCGGGCGUGCGCUGAUCAAGUGUGAUGACGGUAAGCCGUGAGCGCGGCUCGUGCGCGUGGUAUUGAGCUGUAGGGAAGGGCGCGCGCGUGUGUUUGUGUUCAUGUGUGAGGAGAAUCAAAGUGAACUGGCUCUUAGCUCUCGGCUAACAUUAGCUGGAUCUCCCGCAGUGCUCGUCAUGUGAACGAAAGUGACUGCUGUCCUCAGUCCAUCUGUUCCCCUGCUCUUCACCUUCAGCCUCGGCCUGGUCUGUGAGCAGUCAUGACCAAAUCAUACGAGUUCAACUGGCAGAAACACAUUCCUGACUUCCUGCAGGAAGGAGCUGUGUUUGACCGCUUCGAUGAGGAUCCCUUCGUCUUUGAGCCCAGCUGCCAUUUCAAAGUGGACGAGUUUGGCUUCUUUCUCACGUGGAAAAGUGACGGAAAGGAAGGACAGCUUCUAGAAUGUUCUCUGAUCAACAGCAUCCGUCCUGGAGUCGUGCCGAAGGACCCGAAGAUCCUGGCGUCUCUGGAAGCCACGGGGAAGAGCGAGGUGGAUCUGGACGGUCGCAUCUUCUGCGUCUGCAGCGGGCCGGACCUGGUCAACCUCAGCUUCAUGUACGUGGUGACGGAGAGCACAGAUACGGCCAAGAAAUGGAUGGAAGGAUUGAAAUCAGUGAUUCACAACUUCAAGGCGAAUAACGUGUGUCCAAUGACGUGCCUGAAGAAACAUUGGAUGAGACUCUCCUUCGUGACGAAUGUCAACGGCAAAAUCCCGGUUCGAGGCAUAACACGGACGUUCGGCUCGGGUAAAACAGAGAAAGGAAUCUUCCAGGCACUGAAGGAGCUCGGUCUCCCCAGUGGAAAGAAUGAUGAGAUCGAGCAUUCAGCCUUCACCUUCGACAUCUUCUAUGCUCUGACGCAGAAGAUCUGCCCUCGCACGGACAUUGAGGAGCUCUUCAAGAAGAUCAACGGAGACAAAAGUGAUUAUUUAACCGUAGAGCAGUUAGUCAGCUUUCUGAAUGAAAACCAGCGGGACCCUCGACUCAACGAGAUCCUCUUCCCCUUCUAUGAUGCCAAACGAGUCAUGCAGAUCAUUGAGAAGUACGAGAGAGACGCUGACUUAAAAAAGAAAGGUCACAUGUCCAGCGACGGCUUCUGCCGAUACCUGAUGUCAGACGAGAACGCUCCGGUGUUUCUGGACCGUCUGGAUCUGUGUCAGGAGAUGGAGCAUCCGCUGGCUCAUUACUUCAUCAGCUCCUCACACAACACGUAUCUGACGGGUCGACAGUUCGGAGGCAAGUCCUCGGUGGAGAUGUACCGUCAGGUGCUGCUGUCCGGAUGCAGGUGUGUGGAGCUGGACUGCUGGGAUGGUAAAGGUGAGGAUCAGGAGCCCAUCAUCACUCAUGGGAAGGCCAUGUGCACCGACAUCUUGUUCAAGGAUGUGAUUCAAGCCAUAAAGGAAACGGCGUUUGUAGCGUCUGAAUAUCCUGUCAUUCUGUCCUUUGAGAACCACUGCAGUAAAACGCAGCAGUAUAAGAUGGCCAAGUAUUGCGAGGAGAUCUUCGGAGAGCUGUUGCUGAAGCAGCCGCUGGAGGGAUUCCCAAUCGAAGCCGGGCAGCCGCUGCCGUCACCAAACGACCUCAAGCGCAAAAUCCUGAUCAAGAACAAGCGCUUGAAGCCUGAAGUGGAGCAGAAGCAGCUGGAGUCAUUUAAGAAGCACAUGGAGGCAGGAGAGAUGAGCAUCCAGACUGGAGAAGAUGAGAACGAUGAAGAUCUGGACAGCGCGCUGGAUGGUAAAGAGCUGAUCUCGGAUCUGAAGAGCAGUAACACUCUGAGUCUGUCGGAGGAUCGCAGUGAUGCAGACGCUCAGGACAGCUUCAGGAGGAAGACUCCAGAUGAAGACGUCACCGAGAGCUCCGAGGCCGCUGAGAUCACGGACGUGUCUGAAGCGUCGGAGCUGGAGAACAAGAAGAAGGGAGUGGAGACGGCUGAAGAAGCUGACGCCGAACAGCAGCUCAUCGCCUCCUAUAAAUAUGAAGGAGCCACGACCAACAUCCACCCGUUCCUGUCCGCUAUGGUCAACUACGCUCAGCCGGUCAAGUUCCAGGGCUUCGAGGUCGCCGAGGAGAGGAACAUCCAUCACAACAUGUCGUCCUUCAACGAGUCUGUGGGUUUGGGCUAUCUGAAGACCAACGCCAUCGAGUUUGUGAACUACAACAAGCGACAGAUGAGCCGCAUCUACCCCAAAGGAGGCCGCGUGGACUCCAGCAAUUACAUGCCUCAGAUCUUCUGGAACGCCGGCUGCCAGAUGGUGUCUCUGAACUUCCAGACUCCAGAUCUGGGAAUGCAGCUGAAUCAGGGGAAGUUCGAGUACAACGGCGCAUGCGGGUACCUCCUCAAACCAGACUUCAUGCGCCGCGCCGACAGAAUGUUCGACCCCUUCUCUGAGACGCCAGUAGAUGGAGUGAUAGCAGCGACCUGCAGCGUACAGGUGUUCUCAGGUCAGUUCUUAUCGGAUAAGAAGAUCGGCACGUAUGUGGAGGUGGACAUGUACGGUCUUCCCACGGACACCAUCCGGAAAGAGUUCCGCACACGGAUGGUGAUGAACAACGGCCUGAACCCGUACUACAACGAGGAGCCCUUCGUCUUCAGGAAGGUGAUCCUGCCGGAUCUGGCCGUGCUGCGCAUCGCUGUGUACGACGACAACAACAAGCUGAUCGGUCAGAGGAUCCUGCCGCUGGACGGACUGCAGGCCGGUUACAGACACAUCUCGCUGCGCAACGAGGGGAACAAGCCUCUGUCACUGCCCACCGUCUUCUGCAACAUCGUCCUGAAGACAUACGUGCCAGACGGCUUCGGCGCCAUCGUUGACGCUCUUUCUGAUCCAAAGAAGUUCCUCACCAUCGCAGAGAAACGCGCUGACCAGAUGCGAGCUCUCGGGAUCGAUACGAGUGACAUCGCAGAAGUGCCCAAUGAGAACUGUAAGAGUGAUAAGAAGGGAAGAGUGAGUCAGGUGAAGACCAGCGUGACGCCGCAGAGCAGCUCCGAGGUGAACGCCACGCAGAACAACAUCAGCGAGAGCAAGCGCGAUAAUUCUGCCAUUUUGAAUCAGGUGAACAUUGAAGAUUUAAAGCAGAUGAAGACCUUCAUUAAACUGAUGAAGAAGCAGCAGAAGGAACUGAACACGCUAAAGAAACGACACGCUAAGGAACACAACGCCAUGCAGAAAUCACACUGCACACAGGUGGACAAGCUGGUGGCUCAGCACGACAAGGAGAAGUUCAUGCUGGAGAAGCUGCUGGAGAAGGCCAUCAAGAAGAGAGGAGAAAACAACUGCUCCGAGUUAAAGAAGGAAACGGCCGUUAAGGUUGAGACUCUCACGACAGACCAUAAAGAAAAGGUGAAGGACAUGGUGGCGCAGCACACUAAAGAGUGGUCAGAGAUGAUCAACUGUCACAGCACAGAGGAACAGGAAAUGAAAGACGCCCAUGUGACGCAGCAGUGUGAGCUCCUCAAGAAGCUGCUGGCCAGCGUUCAGGAGCAGCAGACACUGCAGCUCAAGCUCAUCCACGAGCGGCAAAGCAAAGAGAUGAAGGCCAAUCAGGCGAAGACGUCGAUGGAGAACAGCAAAGCCAUCAAUCAGGACAAGAGCAUCAAAAACAAGGCAGAGCGCGAGAGGAGAGUUCGGGAGCUGAACAGCAGCAACACCAAAAAGUUCCUGGAGGAGAGAAAAAGGCUGGCCAUGAAGCAGGCGAAGGAGAUGGAGCAGCUGCAGAAAUCCCAGCGAGAGCAGCUGGACAAACUGGAGAAGUUCAACGAGCAGCUUUUGAAAUCCCAUCAUGCAAACAGUCAGACUCAAGGCCAAAGACAUGCAGAAGAUGGUGAAGCUGGAGGAGGACAUGGACCGCAGACCAGCCACGGUGGUGUAAGCUCUCCGUCCUCCACAGGAGCGAGCUGAAGAGUCCGUCUUCAUCCGUGCUUCAUCCCAGUCUGUAGUCUAUAAGCCCCGCCCAUUCUCCCUACCUCAGCUCUAGCCCCGCCCACCACAGUUAACUCCUCCUCUGCAGCGGCGUCCAGCCAAUCCGGCUCUUACUGUAGCUCCGCCCACUCUGCUCAGAUGAGCUCCUGAGGACAGACUCAUCACACGUUUUUAUACACCACCAUCCUCAUCUUCCUCAUCUUCAUCAACAGCGCUGCAGCGUCAGCUCUAAAGUGUUCUUUCAACUCGUAUCUUCACUGAGCUAGUAAACUGUAGCAGAGUGAGACGAGUCGGAGUGGUUUGUCUCACUCUCUGAACGAUGUGCUUUUCUCCCGUCCUGAGCACUUUAUAUGUGUUAGGAUUCAGAGGAUCUGUGAGGAUGUAGCAGAGCUCUAGCUUUCCUCUGAACACACUACGAAUGUAGACGCACAGUCUCACACCAGUGUCCCGAGCUUUUAUCAUCUGUUCCUCUCCGUUUUUAAGAUCCGACUCGCACCUCAUUUUAUUUCUGUGGUUUUAAUCAGGCUUUGAGAUGGAGAUGAUGGAGGUGCUAUCCUGAGAACCGCACGGAAACCAUCUGCUCCUCUCUGACAGCACACUGAACUUUGGCUGCACUUGUGUUUGUGUUGUUUUAUUUUCCGCUGUAAUGUAUUGCUACUUGUUUUAAAGAAAGGUGAUCGUACACUGCAAAAAAAAACAUGUUCUUAGUACUCAUGGAUUGUUUACCAGUAAAAAUAACUAAACCACAAAACAUAAAUCAAGAUGACAAUCACAAUGACGAGAUGUUUCUGGAUAGUGUAUCAAAAUUAGAUGCGUUUAUUCUUAAAACAAGAAAGAAACAGGCCAGUGGUCAGAAAAACUUCUCUUUGGAUGAAGUGUAUUGUUCUGAGCCCAUCUGCAGAUAUCUGUUCUUGUUUUAAUCAUAAACUCUCUUCAUCUUGAUCAGUUUCUCAGAAACGAGACUUCACGUGUGGUUUGCGUCUCCAGUAAAGGAGUCUUGAUUUAAGGAUGUUUAGAGAUUAGUUCUGGAGAACCAGACAGAAACACUCAUGUCCCGGCUGGUGUCUGCUUUUAUUUGUUUGAUUAUAUGUGUGUUGGUUGUUGUGAGCUUUCCAUCGGUUGUUUUAUUCCUUUCUUCUUCUUUUCUUUGCAUCAUGUUUUAAAGUGUUUGGCGGUGAACACAUAUCUCGUGUGAAAGCAAAGUGCUUUAAAUCUCCAUCGCUUACAAAUGUGCCACUAUAUGUCAGGUAGGACGUUUAAAUUAUUUUACAAGAUAAAUGCCAAAAUAAGGGGUUAUUUAUAUAAAGAUGCAUAUAAAUAUAUAAUAGUGAGUAGUUUAAGACUACGUUUGGUUUCGUAGAAGCUGUUUGCACUAGCUGAAUGUUUUCUGUUGUGCGACCUCCACGUAGACCUUUGCUCUGAUAUUAUAGUUUGCAGAAAAGCAGAUUAUUUUUGCAGAACUGUCGCGCUCUGAAUUUCAUCCGUUUCUAUUUGUUUGUCUUCUGAGCUUUCUGUAGCUUCUCAAUGGAUCAUGCUGUAAGUGCUUUUGUAUUUAUAAAUAUAUAUCGUAUUUGUCAAACUUCUAGCAAUGAAAAUACUCAGAAAAUACUGUUGUUAUCCUGCUACUUUAAUACUGUUUUAUAGUAUGUGUCCCAAUAAACUCUCCCAGGUGUUAAAUGAAAA
This is a messenger RNA of Carassius gibelio (silver crucian carp), 5760 nucleotides long. It is a transcript of the gene plcb4b, whose product is annotated as phospholipase C, beta 4. Lineage: Eukaryota; Metazoa; Chordata; Actinopteri; Cypriniformes; Cyprinidae. Gene Ontology annotation, biological process: lipid metabolic process; phosphatidylinositol-mediated signaling. The record is from RefSeq and is a predicted model, not a curated record. Gene Ontology annotation, molecular function: phosphatidylinositol-4,5-bisphosphate phospholipase C activity; calcium ion binding. Bases 379 to 4056 code for a protein of 1225 amino acids. The transcript has 39 exons.